Messenger RNA from Kogia breviceps (pygmy sperm whale), 866 nucleotides. Lineage: Eukaryota; Metazoa; Chordata; Mammalia; Artiodactyla; Physeteridae. The record is from RefSeq and is a predicted model, not a curated record.
AUGGAGGAAUUUUCCAAAAGCCAGAGAAAUGAGAUUAGUAGAAAGACAGAAUGUGGAAGAUCCUUAAAGGCCUUGCCACUAGGACAAGGAAAAACCAUGAGAGAAGAGAAAAAAACUGUUGGUGAGAAGGAGCGACCUCUGGGGCUCCGGAUCCACGGGUCUCCACAUUCACAAAGCCCCCUACAAGCAAUCCCGGGGGGCCCCAAGGCCUUGGCCGCUCAGACGAGGAAGGCUUCCCGGGUUCAUAUCGAAAUCUUGGUCGUUUGUUCUCCGGGCCCUAGAGCCUUGCUGGCAGAAGGGGAGCGACUGGGAGUCUCCACAGCCCCGCCGCCCUCCCGCAGCCUGAAAACCCUGCAGACACAGCGGCUAGAAGUACUGAGCGCCUACCAGUACGUGCUCACUUUCCUCUUAAUGGGCCCUUUCUUUUCCCUUCUUCUCCUCUUCCUCCUCUUCACGCCACUCUGGUGUUUCUCUGUUCUCUACUUGGCAUGGUUAUUCCUGGACCGGGACACAUCCCACCAAGGCGGAAGGCGUUCCGAGUGGAUAAGGAACUGGACUGUUUGGAAACACCUAAGGGAUUAUUAUUAUCCCAUUAGACUGGUGAAAACAGCAGAGUUGGCCCCCGACCCGAACUACGGGCUGGUCUCUCACCCACGUGGGAUCAUGAUCAUCGGAACCUUUUGUAACUUCUCCACUGAGAGCACCGGCUUCUCCCGGCAGUUCCACGGGAUUCGGCCCUCGACACCCGCCCUCUUCUAGCUCCCAGUCUAUCGAGACUGCGCUCAGUGUCUGUAACCAGAUAGUGGAAGUGGGAAAAGGGGACAGAAGGCAUACAUACUCUUGUUUCUAUAGAGUUACUUCCACUC